Molecule: messenger RNA, 1377 nt
Organism: Dipodomys ordii (Ord's kangaroo rat)
Lineage: Eukaryota; Metazoa; Chordata; Mammalia; Rodentia; Heteromyidae
Product: intercellular adhesion molecule 5-like
Exons: 6
Biological process (GO): cell-cell adhesion
Cellular component (GO): membrane
Molecular function (GO): integrin binding
Source: RefSeq, a predicted model, not a curated record
CAGCGGUCGCCCAGGAGCCCUUCUGGGCGGACUUGCAGCCGCGCGUGGCGCUGGUGGAGCGCGGGGGUUCGCUGUGGCUGAACUGUAGCACCAACUGCCCGCGGCCGGAGCGCGGCGGCCUGGAGACCUCGCUGCGUCGGAACGGCACCCAGAGGGGGCUGCGCUGGCUGGCGCGGCAGCUCGUGGACAUCCGCGAGCCGGAGAGCCAGCCCGUCUGCUUCUUCCGCUGCGCGCGCCGCACGCUCCAGGCGCGUGGGCUCAUUCGCACUUUCCAGCGACCCGAUCGCGUGGAGCUGGUUCCGCUGCCUGCCUGGCAGCCCGUGGGGGAGAACUUCACCCUGAGCUGUAGGGUCCCCGGCGCCGGACCCCGGGGAAGCCUCACGCUGUCUCUGCUGCGGGGCACCCAGGAGCUGAUCCGCCGUGGUUUCUCCGGGGAGCCGCCCCGAGCGCGGGGCGCGGUGCUCACCGCCACCGUCUUGGCGCGGAGGGAGGAUCAUGGCGCGAAUUUCUCCUGCCGUGCCGAGCUGGAUCUGCGGCCGCACGGCCUGGGAUUGUUCGCAAACAGCUCAGCCCCUAGAGAGCUCCGAACUUUCGCUCUGCCGCUUGACCCCCCGCACCUCACCGCUCCCCGGCUCUUAGAAGUCGGCGCCGAGAGGCCUGUGAGCUGCAGCCUGGACGGGCUGUUUCCAGCCUCCGAGGCUGAGGUUUACCUCGCGCUGGGAGACCAGAGGCUCAGUCCUGAUGUCACCCUCCAGGGCGACGCCCUGAGGGCCACCGCCACCGCCACCGCCGGCCACGAACACGAGGGCACUAGGCAGCUAGUGUGCAACGUGACUUUGGGGGGCGAGAGCCGCGAGACCUGGGAAAACGUGACUGUCUAUAGCUUCCCAGCGCCCCGCCUGGCGUUGAGCGACCCUAACGCGCCCGAGGGGCAUUUGGUCACCGUGACUUGCACUGGCGGGGCUCAAGCGCGGGUCACGCUGGAGGGAAUUCCAGCGGCUGUCCCGGGACAGCCGGUCCAGCUGCAAAUCAACGUCACCGAAGACGACGACAAACGUGACUUCUUCUGUGAUGCCGCCCUCGAGGUGGACGGGGAGACGCUGAGCAAAAAUGAGAGCGCCGAGCUUCGCGUCCUGUAUGCUCCCCGGCUGGACGACUCCGGCUGUCCCAGGAGCUGGACGUGGCCCGAGGGCCCCGAGCAGACGCUGCGCUGCGAGGCCCGCGGGAACCCCGCACCCUCCGUGCACUGCGCGCGCCCGGACGGCGCGGCGCGGCCCGAGCGGCAGCGCGUGUCCCGCCAGGACGCGGGCACCUAUCAGUGUGUGGCCACCAACGCCCACGGCACCGACUCCAGGACCGUCACCGUGGGCGUGGAAU